Drosophila miranda is the source of this 1820-nucleotide messenger RNA. RefSeq names its product arrestin domain-containing protein 17. The transcript is spliced from 3 exons. Lineage: Eukaryota; Metazoa; Arthropoda; Insecta; Diptera; Drosophilidae. Gene Ontology annotation, biological process: protein transport. Gene Ontology annotation, cellular component: cytoplasm. Bases 66 to 1466 code for a protein of 466 amino acids. The record is from RefSeq and is a predicted model, not a curated record.
AUAGUCUCAGUCUACGCUGGGCAACGAGUGUGGUCGGAUCGCUCAAUGAAAACACAAACGCCGAUAUGUCCAAGAACUGCAUGAUAACGUUCGAUCAGAAUGAGCACGGUACCUAUUUCACCGGCCAGGUGGUAACCGGGAAAGUGAUUGUUAAUCUGACAAAGACCAAGAAACUGCGUGGAAUCAAACUCCAAAUCAGUGGCUAUGCCUUGGCCCAAUGGAGGGUUCGAAGACGUGGCAAAGCCAUGCCCAUACAGAAUCCCAAAAAGAGAACCAAAAACUUGUUCAGUGGACGCGAGGAUUACAUAGCCUCCACCACAUAUCUGAUGGGAGCGGAGCAGGGCAGCUGUUUCAACAUUGAUGCGGGCACAUACACCUACACCUUUGCCUGUCCCAUACCCAACCACUGCCCAUCGUCCUUCGAGGGUGCCUACGGACACAUACGGUACCUGGCAAAGGUGACUUUUCUGAAGGCAGGCGCCUCAAACCGCACCCACAAUGUGGGCUUCACUGUACUCAAACUAUUGGAUCUGAAUCAGGAGAGUAAGAUGCUCCGCGAACCGGCGAGCAACGAGGCCCUUGAAUACUUCUGCAUGAUGCACACACAUCCCGUGGAACUGAAGGUGACACUGCAGCAGCAGGGCUAUGUCCCGGGACAGUUUAUGCUAAUCCACGCCCAAGUGCGCAACGACUCCAGUUCCGAUUGCAAGAAGUUGUUGAUUAUGAUCCAUCUGCGGUCCACCUACACGGCGGAUCAACCCUCGCUACGCACCACCUCCGAGAAGAUCAUGUUGGUCAAGCGUGAAUGCGGACCCGUGGCCCAUCACGCCCAGAAGAUCUACACGGAGACGCUGCGCAUACCGGCCACGGCCCCCACCUGCGAGCACCUCAGCAAGGUGGUGAGGGUGUCCUAUGAGGUGCGAGUGGUGGCCGUAAUGAAUUGGUUGAUGCCCAACCCGAGGGUCGUCAUACCCAUUACCAUUGGCAAUGUCCCACUGACCACAGCGGGUCCUUCGUUCCCUCAGACGCCCCUCCCAUCGGAUUUGCCCUGCACUUCCACACGAGCCAUGGAACUCGCACAAAUGGGAGUGGGAGGAGGAAUGAAUAAUUCUGGCUACGAGCGGACUGAGUCACUGGAAGAUUUCGAGCUGCCAGAGGAUGGCGAUGAUGAGCUGGAAACAGCCGAUGAAUUCAUUGCAGAUUUACCUCCUCCAACAUAUGAACAGGCUAUUUUCAUGUCCACCGACAUAGCCGACACAGAUGCCAAUACCGUGAGCGAAGCCUCUCAGUUUACGCCCCGGUAUCCCGUCUUCGAUGUGGAUACCUUCCAGACCCCACCACCAAAUCCUCCACAGAAGAAGAGACGUCGUCGUCGCCGAAGACCCGCCGAUCCGGGCCAGCAAAUAUCAAAUCCGGAGAAGCAACAGCUGGAGAAGCAGCCAGUCGAGUCUCCCGUGCAGAUUUGAGCGGGGCGCUUAUCACGGGAAAUCACAACGAUAUCUUAUCUCUGGCAGUAUUUUGCUUCGCUUUACGGUGUCCCAAGACCCAAGAACUAACCAAACUGUUAACUUUUACAUAUAUAUGUACAUAUAUGUAUAUACAAUCUAUUCAAAGAUACCCCCACAUACAGCAUGUUAAAUAAACAAACAAGGGUAUAAAAGUGUCUUCCACGACUACGAUAAAAUAAUGCUGUCUUCAGACGCAAAAACUAAAGCCUUAUCGAAGCAUUGAACAAAUAUUUGAAUUAUAUCUGAAAUUAUGGCACUCUAACCUUUGAUUAAUACUGAGAAUAUACAAGCUCUGGGGCUAAAAUCCAUUGA